Messenger RNA from Strongylocentrotus purpuratus (purple sea urchin), 1590 nucleotides. RefSeq lists its product as uncharacterized. Gene Ontology annotation, molecular function: G protein-coupled receptor activity. The transcript has a single exon. Bases 1 to 1590 code for a protein of 529 amino acids. Lineage: Eukaryota; Metazoa; Echinodermata; Echinoidea; Camarodonta; Strongylocentrotidae. Gene Ontology annotation, cellular component: membrane. The record is from RefSeq and is a predicted model, not a curated record. Gene Ontology annotation, biological process: G protein-coupled receptor signaling pathway.
AUGGAGGCAACGACCAAAGAUGCCCUUCCUGAAAUCUCAGGAUAUGAAAGGAUGAUUUCAGCUGGGGUUUUCAUCAUCAUUGCCGCAGUCGCCAUCUCUGGAAACAGCCUGGUCAUCCUGGCAGUCCUCCUUUCCAGGAAACUCCAGACGACGACGAAUAUCUACGUCCUUGCAGUAGCAAUCACGGAUUUUCUCAUUUCGAACAUCCAGGUCGUCCAAGCCGUUAUGUUGCUUGUGAAGAGUAGGUCCACGUUCUUGCUGAAGGUGUGCUCUGGAGCAGCGGCGUUGAAUUUCGUUUUGUUAGGGUGCAGUAUGGGCGCUCUGAUGCUCAUCGCCGUGAAUCGUAUGCAGAUCGUCACCAGCAAGCCGUCGUCCACCUCGAAGCCGACAGCCAGGAAAGCCGUUGCCAGUAUCAUCGUCGUCUAUGCGCUCAACGUCCUGGGCUUGGUAGGGGUGGUGUUGAUUGAUGGGCUCAGGUUCGGAAACGUUCGGGGAACGUGCAACUACUUGGGAGGAAACUUCGUUGAUUAUGCCAUUGGCGUGUACAUAUUCUGUCUGUUGACUGUCAUUAUUGUCUGCUAUGGUCGAAUCUAUUACCAUGUCAGGCGCCACUACCGUCAAGUCGCUCAAAUGAAAAUCAGGCCUUUCCCAACCGCAAGACAAUACAAUCCAAGAAGCCUAAAGGCCCCUAAUGUAGACAGAGACUCAUCUCCACCAGCCUCUCCAAGCUUGAAUCCAAUAUUGAAGGUUAAUACGCGAAGUACUUCAAUUGCGGGACCAAGUGCUUGUUCGAAAACACCAGGGGUAGCUUUCGGACAAAGGAUUGCAUCUACAUCUGUUGGCGUUUUCGAGUUGUCGAAGUCUCCUUGCGAGCGAGCUUGUCGGCCAGAGCCUGGAGAAAUAAUAUCGCAGAAGUUUGGGGAUGAUACUCCAAUCACCCAGGUCACCAUUUUACCACCACACAAAGAUUUAAGCCUGAUUAACACAGCCAAUCUUCAAAUGAAGAGUGGAGGUUCUUCAGGUGCUGAAACAAUGUCAAAUACAAACGAAAUUGCAAUGACAGCUGGUACUGAGGUAAAGAACAUCGGCUGCAAUCGUCAAGAACAUAAUUCAAAGCACGGAGCUAAUGUGGUAGCUUUAAGUUGUAUAAAAGAAAAUCCUAGUUCGUUCGUCCCAAAUGAUCAAACACUCGACGGGUCCAAGCUGGCUUCAGGUGCGGCUUCAUUCUUGAACCGGUCAGCAAUUCUUCGGACUCCAUCGAAUCGUCAAGGAAAUACUAAACCCCACCGCGUCCGACACCAGGACAAUCGGAUGAAAACUGAAUCGAGGAUAACCUUCAACAUGCUGCUCCUCGUCGUGACAUUCUUUGCCUGCAUGGCACCGACCAUCAUCCAGCUUUUUAUCCCGGGUCAGCAAGAUUCGAACUGGAUCAUUUUCCUGAUUCUAUUUUCCAACUGCUGCUGGAACCCUAUGAUCUACGCCUGGAAGCACCCGGACUUCAAGCACACCUUCGGCUGCAUCAUCCGCGGAAAGUUCUCCAGGAUUAGAGACCCGGUACCUUGGCUUAGACGUAGGAUAACUGCAAGUUGA